ACAAAAAUGUUUAAGCAUGGGCUGCACAGUGGCUUGGUGGUUAGCACUGUCGCCUUGCAGCUAGAAGAUCCCUGGUUCAUGUCCUGAUUUGGAUCUGGGAUCUUUCUGCAUGGAGUUUGCAUGUUCUCCCUGUACAUGUGUGGGUUUUCUCCGGGUACUCCAGCUUCCUCCCACAGUCCACAAACAUGCUGAGGUUAAUUGGUGAUUCUAAAUUGUCCGUAGGUGUGAAUGUGAGCAUGAAUGUUUGUCUCUAUGUGUAGCCCUGUGAUAGGCUGUUACCUGUCCACCUUCACCCUCAGUCAGCUGGGAUAGACUCCACCCCCCCACAACACUAAUGAGGGUUCAGCGGUGUAUAGAUGAUGGAUGGAUGUUUAAGCAUUAUGUUACACUGCUCUGUUUUUUGUUUUUUUUUCUUGUAUGUAAUCACAUAGAGUAGGGAUUGAUAAUGUCCAACCACAACCAUAAUGAGAAGUUCAGAACCUAUGGUCAUGUGUCCAGAAUGUAUACCAGCUGGUGAACAAUAUGGCAAGAAUUUAGCACAACAUUGCAAGACGAUAACCAUUGAAAUGAUUAUUUUCAGACCACUUUUCCCCCCGUUAAAUACAUUUGAAAUGAAUAAAACGGACACAGCAAACUAUUGGUCUUGGAAAAACCAUGUGCUGCAGUACACCAAAAACUACAGCUGGUAAUAAUAAGAAUGGAAAUUUAUCAAGUUUAGUCAUGAUUUUGAUCACAUUUGCUACCAAUUAUGUCAGACUGUGGUGGGCAGUUGCUUGGUGGAACAGAUUUUUUAUACCCUCAUAACCCCAGUGGAAUACUUGAGAGCCUAAACUGGGAGUUUUUGUGGUUGGUUCGGUGACUUAAAGAAAAUGAAUUGGUAACAGUUUAUAAGUGAUUUAUCAUUUCAGGGUUUGUUUUUAAUGUAAGUGAAAACACCAGAAAUUCAUACUUCUCAGUCAUCUGUAAGGGUAAACUCAACAUAUUUGUGUUUGUUGUAUAAAACAAGCAAUCUGAAUGUUAACUUGGGUUUUGUUGAUGAGCGUUUUUAGCUAUAAUGUGAGAUUUUGCUGAUAGAGAAAAACUGUCCUCUGAGCAUGUUUCUACUCUGAGGACAGACUUUAAAGUAAACACCUGCGCUGGUAGCCAUGAGACAAGCCUUUGACUAAACACUUUAUUGCAGUUUUUCUGUACUGCCUCCAACUUCAACACUCCACACAGACAUUCCAUCACUCUUAUCAAGAGCUGUCGUCACCAGCAGCUCUUACAAGCAAAGCAACUGGUCCACGGCGGACUAUGAAGCACAGGAGAGCUGAUGGCAUUCAGAAUGUGACGCUAUUAGUGCAGAUGAUGCUGCAUUUCGAGCACUAAAUGCAAAGUGUACAUUCCACACACAGGUUUAUUAUUUUGGACUGAGGGAGAGAGUCAAGUGGUGUUGAUCUAUAAGCUGAGCCUAUUAUGAAGCGCUGGGUUUUCCCAGGCAGUCAGACGAACGUGUUGCUAGGAAACAUGCCUAGAGAUCGGGGGUGGACUGGUUUGAUGAGAGUUCCCUGCUAGUUUCAGCAUCACAUGGAAAUAACAAGUGCCACAGGCAUGCUGUCCCAUGAGUAGAAUAUUGAUUUGAACUGGUUGAUUUAAUCUUUGUAAUUUUGCAUUUUGAUCUCAGCUUUGUAUUUUUAUGCUUUUUCAUAUCAUAAACAACAAAUAAAGGGACAUUUUCUCAGUUUUCCACCAAUAUUUUGACAACCAGCUACCACUACUAAGAGGCAGGAUCUGUUUUCAUUACUGAUUAUUAAAUGUGAUCAUUGUGUUGCACUGGCAUCUUCUAGAACUUUUCACUGCAGAGAACAUUUACUGUUAUUGCAGGUGCUGCUAUACUUCAUACAUAGUAGAAUGAGUAUUGACAAAUUGUUCUAGAGAACAAUUCCUUUGCAUUGAGACAGUUAACUUCCACAUAGUGAAACAUUUUUCAUCACUUUCACUUUAAAUUCUGACGCCUCUGUAUUUCUUGACUUCUGUAAGAUUAAAAUCAAUACACUGAUCAGAUUCUGGAUUUUGAUAUAUUUAGCCUCCCAGAAAGCUGCACAGCAUGGCAGAUAAAUGGUUUAUUUAGUGACGUCCAGAUUCUCAUGUUCAAGGCAAUGCUGCCCUCAUUUGGAGAAAACUGUCAGUGCAGCCACAUCAUACUGAUGAGUAAUUACAACAGUGACAUAAACCUUUUGCUUGUGUUUAUAUAGAUUUAAAAUCAUAUUAAUACUGUUGACACCACAUGGAACUGUGCAGCAGCAAACUGAAGCAUUCAAUGCAUGCAGAUUAGAUUUGAUCCCUGCUUACAAAAUCACACCUCAUAAUUCUCUGCGUGCCAAGUUUCUGCAUUUUAAACACCCCACUAGUAAACAGCGGGUUGAGUAUAUUUAACCUCUCUGCAGCUGACGGUGAGCCCAGCACAGUUGUGACUUUGACUCCAACAGAACCAGUAGCAUCUGAUCUCUCCAAGGAUGUAAUCAGGAGCAGGAGUGUAAAUCUGCCCAGUGGAGGAGAGAAUUAAGCUAAUGUAGCCGGCAGCAGUGAAGCAGAAGGCCCAGCUGCUUGUAUUUCUCUCAGUCAGAGUGCUGCCGUCUCCUGCACUGCCUACUUAGCUCCUGGAGGCAGACUGUCAGGGCCAAACAGUAAUUGGUCAGAGGGGACUACACAGAGAGGAACAUCUAAUUACUAAGAAACACCUUCUCCCAGUUGGAGCUCACAGGUAGGCGAAUACCUUGAGAUAGUUAUGUGCUAACAAUAGCUGAUGCUAUAGACCCGAAUGCCUCCAAAGCAAACUUGAUGGCCCUCUAAAGGGAAAAAAAAUGUGCUUUGCUUUUUGUUUCUUUUCUAUUGCAUGUUUGGACGUCAUAGUGCAGAGUGCUGAAUUUGACAUAGAAGGCUGUUUUUUUUUCACAUUCAUCUGCUGAUACCGUAAAUUGUCUGAAAGUCUGAGCAGGGGAUUUUGUGACAUCUAAGGAACCCAGUGUUGCUCCAUAAUAUGCAAAUUACUCUAGAGUGAUGUUGAAGCCUCCAGACAGCUGACUUUUGAAGCAUGUUUGUCUUGCAGUCACACAUCUAAACAAAACAAAUCUGUGGAUCCUGGACCCUGAAGAAGCUGAAAUUUAGUUUUAACCAACCAUACUAGAUGCAAAUUAUUAUCCCAAGCAUGAUGUUGUUGCAUAUCUUAAAAUAUUCUGUUAUCACUUAUUUACUUGUUCUCUCAUAUGAAGUUCUCCAUAGAGAUGCUGCACUUGCAAAAGCUCUAUGUGAUAUGUUUAAAAUGUUGUAAAUUACUUCCCUGGCCUCUUGUAAGUUGUCAAAAAAAAUGACAAUAUGGUGUUCGCAGCAUUUAAUAAGAAAUGGAAGGACAUUGUUCUUAGAAAUAUCUAUUAUUCACCCCCUUAAACCCUUGAAAUGAGCUGAGGAAAAGUGCAAAGCUCAGCUAGAGAUCCUAUUAUAAAUGUUUCUUGCAGUGGAUAUGUCUUUGCCAUCUUGAAGAAUAAAGACCAUUGAGUGUAGAAAUGAGGGAUGCUCCGAGGCCAGACUGUUACUCCGCCUGCCAAGUUUCACAUCAGAACAUUUCAAGUGUCUUUAAUCUCCUGCACACAGCCAGAGCUGCUGAAGAUUUAACUUUCUGCAAAGUAUACAGCAAGACCAGCUUUUAUUUUCACAUGUUACUCAGCACCGGGGCUGCACAUUAAUUAGCUCUAAACCUGGGUUAUCUGUCCUGCUGUACUCCUCCUCUGGGGGGAGACGCUGAGAAGGACGAGCCCCUGGCUGCACAAAAAGGGGAUAAUUUUAUUUCCACAGUCAAAAUUAAGGACUUUAUCUGCGCCUUUCGUGAUUUUAUUGAGCUUAAGUGCAUCUAAUGAUGUGGUAAUUGCUUCAAAGCAAUAAAAAGUUAACAGAUGUCUCAGUUGUGCAGCCACACCGUUAAAGCCAAGGCUGUUUGCAGAAAACAAGCCUUAUUAACCCUGAGGGCCUUUGUUGAUUCCAGCGGGUGUUCAGCUGUAAUCCCAGCAGUAAAAAAUGCUGAUACAUACUGAGUAGAGAAGUAAUACUAUUGCUGAUUCUCCCGUCACCUGCAGCAGAGAUUUUCUCCCCUCUUGGGCUGGAAGGGCCGGCGGUGGCUCUGCCUUGGCUCUCUGACCUCUCCAUGAUUGAGUUGAUCUCCGAAAGAAAAGCUCCCAUGACCUCGAAAAGCUUGAGGAAACAGGAUGAAGACAGACAUGGCAGAGCAACAAUAGACGCCACCACACACACACACACACACACACACACACACACACACACACACACACACACACACACACACACACACACACACACACAGUCAGCAUGUUUGAAUUAUUACUUUACAAUGACAUGGGGGCUUUAGGUUGCCAUGUGAUGCCAAAUCAGAUAUCUUUAAGUUUAAGAUGUUUUUAAAAAGAUUGAAAAUUGGACUGCCAAAAAAAAGAUUGUGCUUUCAUUUACCUACACAGAUAAAUAAUGUAUUUGAUUUGAUUAAUCACAGAGGCACAAAACUCCCUCCUAUGAUUGUAAAUAUGGAAGUAUCAUCACAGUCUGAGCUUGAACUGUCUCAGACUCAGAUGUCCAGUCAGCAGUAAUUAGCUGUACUGGGUGUUAGACACCUAACAGAUUGUGUUGUUUUCAUCUGGGGGUUAAAUGCCACUUCUCCCCCGUGGAGUCCUUUGCUUGCCACUGCUGUACAGCCUGUGGUCGGGACAACACCUUGGAGCCAAACAAUUACAUCAAGGUCAUGGAGAGGAGGAAUGUUCUGCCGAUUAGUGCAGGAGUCCAGCAGCAACCUGCAGAGUCCACAUUUCACAGGGAUGACAGCAGACCUGAACGAGAAGGAGACUUAAUACAUUCAAUUUCUGAAUGUACUGGUUGGGCUGUCUUGUAAAUCCAAGCUUCAGUCGUGUUAUUGAACCACACCGAGGGGACAAAACUCAUAGAUAUGUGCCUUUACAACAGCAGCAUAUUGCAAAUGAUCACAGUGAUGGAUACAUGCAAGGAAGAUUACAAGUCACUGGCAGAAGUGGAAAUCUCUGUAGAAUAUUAGUUUGCAUUAGUUGUGUAGUUUGGUUUGUGUUUGCACAGCUUAAAGAACCUCAGAUAACCUCCCAAAAGUAUCAGUGGGCUGUUAGCAUCUUUUCCACUUUCCUCUCAAUCUAAAAUGGGACCAUUUGCCUGCUGCAGGGGGUCGAGUAGACACAUCCAGGACUGACACUGCGCCUCUAACCAAAUACAUUAAAUGAAAUUGGUAUUGGAGCAGAUUAUUAUUAUUCUAUGUGCGCCCUUUAGGAGCACCAUAUCUCCACUGUCCAUAAAGACACACUGUCCUGGUCAGUUUUAUAGCUCCAAAAGUGAAGAUGAAGCUUCAGGAUGAAGCAGUUUCCCUGUUUUUCAUCUUGUUUUAAUAUUUUACAUCAUAAUUAAACGAUAAUGAUGUUUUCUCUGUGUACUUUUUGUAAUGUGCUUUUAUUGUGACCUGUUGUGUCCUAAGUUUCACUGAUAUCUUUUUUUUUGUUGGCAUUUUUUUACCUGCCUAUGGACUGCAGAUGUAAAUUAGCAUUGUUGCUAUAAUCCCUCAUAUUUACGUCUAUUGCUGUCUAAAUAGAUGUUCAUUAAUGUGCUCUGUCCCUUUCAAAUAAAUAAAAGGUUUCAGUCAUCAGUGAUAUUUAAAAUUCACUAUUCAUUCACCUACUCCUAAACUAAGAAAAAAGCUGUUGAUUGAUCUUUUUCUGUCAUUUUUAUAAGUAGUAAUAACGAAAAACAAUUACAUCAUUAUAAAUUCAGUUUUUAUGUCACACGACAGAUAUAAACUCUGUUUUUCUGGAGCCUGCUGGCAGUUUUUUUAUUUUCUUUCUUUUUGCACGAGUCACUUGACACUAAACUUGCGACGCUCUUGAAGUGUGAAUUUCUCUUAAAAGGAUGAGUUUUUUUUGCAAACACACCUACACGGGUCGACCUUGUUUGAGGUUUGACACUGUCACGCUGAUGCACAGAAAUUCUGUAGAAAAAACCACCAUGGGAGAUAUAAACGAGUUCAAAUGUGCCCUUGUAGUUGCAAUUAUUACAUAAUAAAAAUAGAAAACAAAAAAAAAUAUGGCAAUACAAAUAGAUUUAUAAGUCAGGACAUAUUUAUUUUGGCAACAACAAAUAAUUUGUCACAUUUAUUCAUGUUGUGUCAUAGCUGCACUUUGUUUUAUCUUUAGAACGUCCAAAAAUCGCCGUAACCAACAUGUGCCACCGUGCGUAAUUACGCACGGUUAUCCAUGUCGUUAGAUAUCGAUAACGUGCCUUAAAACUGAUUUACUUUACAAACAACAUGAAGCUCAACUUUGCAGGCAACAGCAGUGUCGGUGCUCAUUGAUAGGGAAAUUGAGUGAGGCAGACUUGGGUGUAGCAAGACAGAAAAGAGGGGUGUGACCAUCCCAAAAGUUUUCUUCAAUGGGCUACCUGUAGAGUCUGCGGGCGCCGCGCAUAAAUACUCCUCCUUCUGAGGAUAACUUCAGUCCUGAGGGAGAGACAGAGAGACGAAAUUAGGUUUUUGGGAAUUUGGUUCGAGCGGAUUAUGAACGCUUUUGGACACCAACCGUCCAACCAGCAGACCAGCCCUAUUCAGCACCACAGCGCACAGGAGCUCCUGGACAUGGCCGUGUACUGCGAUAACUACGGUGUUUACCAACAGAACCUGCACCAUCAUCACCCACAGAGGCCACCGACUCACCCAUCCAGCUACGGCCUCGGAGAAUACUCUUCCCCGUCAACGAACCCCUACCUGUGGCUGAACGGACCGAGCAUCAACUCCUCUCCUUACCUCCCGGGGAACAACGGCACGUCCUACAUUCAGUCUGGAUACGGGUCGAACCAGAGGCAGUUCUUGCCGCCUCCCACCGGGUUUGGCGGCGCAGACCUCGGCUGGCUGUCCAUAUCCAGCCAGCAAGAACUUUUCAAGAUGGUCAGACCUCCUUAUUCCUACUCAGCGCUGAUAGCAAUGGCCAUUCAAAACGCCCAAGACAAAAAGUUGACUCUGAGUCAGAUUUAUCAAUAUGUAGCUGACAACUUUCCGUUCUACAAGAAGAGCAAAGCUGGAUGGCAGAAUUCAAUUCGCCACAACUUGUCACUGAAUGACUGCUUUAAAAAAGUGGCACGGGAUGAGGAUGAUCCAGGUAAAGGAAACUACUGGACGCUGGACCCCAACUGUGAGAAGAUGUUCGACAACGGCAACUUCAGACGCAAGAGAAAGAGGAGAUCUGACAUAAACGGCGCUGACAGCGGCGUCCUCCCGGUAAAGUCAGAGGACGGUGCGCACAAGCUCUCCGACACCGCCAGCCUGCUGAGCUCCUCGCCGCCCAGCCUGCACGGAUCUCCGGCCUCCACGGAGCCCAAGUCUUCCCCGUCUCCCUCCGCGGAGCACAGCCCGUGUUUCAGCAGCUUCGUGUCCAGCGUGAACUCGCUGGUGGCGAUCGGCGGUGCCAGCGACGGCUCCCGGGCCGCCGAGCGUGACUACGGCUCCGGGCACCAUGGAGGAUUGUCUCAGGCCAGAGAGGGCAUGUCCGGGCUGGGCUCCUACUCGCCCUCUUUAAUCUCUCCUCUGAACUCUGACAACAACAGGAUGAACUAUUACACAUCAGUACAGGGACUCUCCAACCACUUCAGUGUCAAUAACCUCAUAUACAGCCGGGAAGGAACAGAGGUGUAGACUGAUUAUUGUUAUUAUUAUUAUUAUUAUUAUUAUUAUUUGGGAUGGUUAUCAAAAAAAAAAUCAUUUCUUUUCUUCUUAUGUAGCCUUCAGUUAAAGCUCAUUUUCUGGUUUGGUUUGGCCUCAUUGUGCAGCUGAAACUAAACUGGUAACCCUCUCAUACUGGGGAAAAAUAUCAAUCAGUGUAUUAAAAAAGGAAUAUAAACUGCCUCUGCUCCAUUAAACCAGUGCAACAGACAUGUUUAUUUGUACUACUAAAGUCACACAUAUUUCCACAGUUUGGUACGUAUUUAACCUAUUUUACAUUGUAGCUGCUCAGCUGGGCUUAAAAAAGAGGAAAACAUCUAUGUACAGAAAUUAUUUUCAUAAGAAGAAACAUGUAUGUUAGACUGAAUUGUGUUUUAUUUAAACUCAUGUUGAUGUUUUGAAUAAAAAAAAGCAUUUAUUUUAACUCCA
This is a messenger RNA of Amphiprion ocellaris (clown anemonefish), 8191 nucleotides long. It is a transcript of the gene foxi1, whose product is annotated as forkhead box i1. Gene Ontology annotation, molecular function: DNA-binding transcription factor activity, RNA polymerase II-specific; RNA polymerase II cis-regulatory region sequence-specific DNA binding. Lineage: Eukaryota; Metazoa; Chordata; Actinopteri; Pomacentridae. Gene Ontology annotation, biological process: anatomical structure morphogenesis; cell differentiation; regulation of transcription by RNA polymerase II. Bases 6605 to 7735 code for a protein of 376 amino acids. The record is from RefSeq and is a predicted model, not a curated record. The transcript has 2 exons.